AAUUACGAGAGAACCUAUAUCCGAGAGAAUUUCCUGGAAAAGGUAUCCAGGAAAUAGCGUUGUUUAAUCGAUGUCGGGAAAACCGCUCGCGGCCAAACUUGUUCUCCGAUGGCCGCUCAUACGUCGUCGUUACAAGAACACGAUGUCGCGGAAAGGGGUUAAGUACCUAUCAAGUUGGACGCUGUGCGACGAAAAUAUCGAGAAUGUGGAGCGCGUGAGCUUUACUCCCGCGAUACAACGAGAACUGGGUUGCGCGGUUAACGAACACGUGUUUCUGGAAUAUCCUUGGGCUUACGUGGCGCGAGACACCGUUUUGAGGCUCGCCAAUAAAACGGGCUCGCCGUUGGAAUCGUAUCGAGAAAAGGUCAAUGCUUACGGUGGCGAUAAUUUCCUCGUGGGCUACUCGUCCACUCAACUAAUCGCGUGCGACUUCGUGAUCUGCUUGACGGAGGACGCGAAAUUGACGAUCGAGAAGAGAAAUGCAGAAAUCAAAAGAAGAAUCUGGAACGAUGUAACUGAGAAGAUCAGAAAGACCUGCAAAUCCUGGAAAUCCCUCGGAAGUGAGGCAACGCUGGAGGAUAGCUUAGUCAAAAAGACGAGAGAUCUAUUUGAAGUGGAAAUAUGCUUACCGUUCAAAUUUUUGGCUUUGAGUCGGGAGCUUCACGACAGAACUUCAAAAGAAUCUUGGGACAGCUAUGUGGAGUUGGUUCCCUAUGAGAAAUUCAAGAAUAUCGAGAAGAAAUGUAUUUCCAGAAUGAUUCAAACGCACUUCGAGCCUCGCGAGAUCGAAGUGCAGACUUAUCCCGGGUAUCCCAAGAACGCCUGGACCCAAUAUUUUUACGAGGACACUUUAGGAUCAGAGAACGAUAACGGUGAAGCAGAAAAAGAAGAAUCGAUUGAGGAGAAGUCGGAGUCUGAAGAGAAGAGCAAGACCGAAGGAAGCUCCAAAGAAGAAAUCUCCGAGGCCGACGUGGAGCAAAAGCCGGUGAAAAGCGCCUUGGAGCUCUUCUUGGACGAUCGCGCGCAGGAGAUGAUUGACGCCGUGCGUUACAACACGGUCGUGAAUGUGCACGCGGACGACAUUGAGACGCUCGCGCGGUUGUCAGAGUCCGAAAUAGAUCGGCCGCGGGAUGAGAUCACUUACAAGGAACGAGUGUCUCUUCUCGAUUUGCGCUUCACCGCAAACAAGAUUGUCUCCGACGUUUCGUGGCAUCCAACUCUCGCCGAGUACGUGACUAUUUCUUAUGUUACCGCACCGCCAUUACACGACGAAGAUACCGUAGCUCCAAAAAAAACGGUGCCGACGGUGUUGCUAUGGUCUCUUGCUGAUUCUCUUCGACCUCAACUGUUACUGCGAUGUCAGCAGGAGAUUCGCCGUAUCUCCUUUUGCCCGAUAAACGCCGAUUUUCUAAUUGGCGGUUCCGCGUCGGGUCGAGUAAUCGUUUGGAACAUUUGUGGACAAAUAGAGGAUCAUCAUGUUGAGGAAAACAAUCAGAUAGACGAGCUUGAUUUGUGGACUCGCGACACUAUUCCGGCGAUAUCUGCGUUUAUGGAAUCCGAUCAGUCGCAUGAGAUGACGAUUCGCGGCAUACAAUGGCUUCCCGACAAUUACAGAAUAGAGCCGUCCGGGAAGCUGACGAAACUGUCCACUCGCUCGAGUUGCCAGUUCGUGACGACUUCCGAGGACGGCACCGUCGCAAUUUGGGAUCUUCUCAAGUACUCCGUCACUUCUCAACUGAAACCGAACGAUUGCAAAAAUAUCAAAGACACUUUUCGACCUACGUAUCGCUUGCGACUUUCCGCGGACAUGUUUUUCACGCCUCUUUGUUUGUGUCUUCCCUCGGACAGCGUUUUCCAAGAGAACAGCAAGCGUCGUGAUGAAAUAGAUUCUACGGAGAUGAAUCGCGCGAAGAGAUUGUGGAUCGGCACGGCGCAGGGACACUUUGCCUGCUGCAGCUGGGAGGGCCAGGUGUUUGACGUGGAAACGUCCGACUUAGAGGAGUGUAAGCUACUUAGCUGUUGUUUUGCGCACGACGGUUCCGUUACAGCGAUUCUCCGAUCGCCGCACUUGCCGGAUGUUCUUCUGACAAUCGGCGGUAGCGUGUUUGCCAUUUGGAAAGACGAUUACUUGGAUAGUCCUCUGUUCAGACGAAGAUCCGACUGCGUGUACACCGCGUGUUGCUGGAGCAACCAACCAGGAACCUUUAUGAUCGGCACUUAUAUGGGCGACGUAGAGAUUUGGGAUAUCAAGACGAAGACUAGCAGACCGGUGUUCAAGCGAAUCAUCUCCAUGAAGCCGAUAACUCUCUUGUCACUUCAAGAAUCGUGCAAGCAGGGUUUCAAGCUGAUCGGCGUUGCUGAUUAUAACAGCGCUUUUCACGUACUUGACGAAGCGAAGAACUUCGAGGAUAACGUAGUUGAGAGAAUGGAUUGGUUUGAAGAAUACGUGUGGAGAGAGGUGAGAAGGAAAAAGAUAUUCCACUCGUGGGAAAAAGAUUUCCUCGAGAACGAUCCGACAGCCGUUGUCAGAAGACAAGCGAGAGCUGAAGAAGAGCGUAAACAGAAACUAGAAGCGGCGAGGUUAAAACUUCAGAUGGAACACGAGGAACGAUUGAGAUUAGAGGCUGAAGAGAAGCUGCGCAAGACGCCGAAGUCCAAAGACACCAUAUGGAAGCUAAGGCAGCAAGAGAGAAUGAAGAAAGCUUUUUUAGAGAAAAAGAAGCUUGUACCGCGUGAACUGGAGGAGAAAAGACAACCGUUAGUUUCUUUAGCUGAAGAGAGGAAACUGAAGAUGAUCAAAGCAAAAAAUAAAGUUGCGCUUCAAGAUGAGUAUUUCAGUAAGGCUACAUCUCAGGAAUUUCCGGAAUAUUAUCUUCAGGACGAAGAAGAUAAAAGUUUGUUGGAGAGACCAAAGAUAAAAAUUAACGAAGAAACAGUAGCUGCAUUAUUGACAGAAUUGUCUAAAGUCAGAGAUGAGGCACGGAGAAAAGUAGCAGAGAAAUCAUCAUAUGUUCCAAAAUUCGACUGGAAAUAUUUUGCGAAUAAGAAAAAGAAAAACCUGUGAAGAAUUCGUAAAUACAAAUCCAAGAUUUAAAAGAUAGAAGAAGAUGACUGUGUGUGAGAAUUUUAAUUUUGUCUCGUGAUAAAAUAUUGAUUGUAAAUACGAAUGAUAAGAUAAGAUAGCUUAACAAGUGUUCACAGAAUUUUUUAGAGCAGCAGAUGUGCAUAUUUGUAUAACGCAUAAAUUAUUAGACUUGUAAAUAUAACAGUAUGUAACAAAUUUUAAAACUUACGUUAGGCAAAUCUGAAUAAAACAUUGAAACGCAGAACAAAAAUUAAUAG
Pseudomyrmex gracilis is the source of this 3342-nucleotide messenger RNA. RefSeq names its product WD repeat-containing protein 63-like. The record is from RefSeq and is a predicted model, not a curated record. The transcript has a single exon. Bases 71 to 3064 code for a protein of 997 amino acids. Lineage: Eukaryota; Metazoa; Arthropoda; Insecta; Hymenoptera; Formicidae. Gene Ontology annotation, biological process: cilium movement involved in cell motility; inner dynein arm assembly. Gene Ontology annotation, cellular component: inner dynein arm. Gene Ontology annotation, molecular function: dynein heavy chain binding; dynein light chain binding.